Messenger RNA from Naegleria lovaniensis, 1638 nucleotides. RefSeq lists its product as uncharacterized. The transcript is spliced from 3 exons. The record is from RefSeq and is a predicted model, not a curated record. Lineage: Eukaryota; Heterolobosea; Eutetramitea; Acrasida; Naegleriidae. The coding region runs from base 1 to 1638 and encodes 545 amino acids.
AUGAGCGAUUUUAAUUUCCACUACAUGAAGCAUCAAGCCGAAAUGUCUGGCAAGUCUGGACUUAACAAUGAAAUUCUUGAAUUACAAAAACAAAUGGAAAGUUUGGGCAUGAUGAAGAAGGAGAAAAAAACAACAAUCGAUGAAACCAAUUGCAUGUUUUGUGCCAUGCAUACCCGUAAUCCUCAAGUCCUUAAGAAUUUCUUUUUGAAUUGGCACAAGGUUGCGACCAAUUCAGAUAUAUUAUUAACUCCACUGUCCUCUCUGACCAUUCAAUUGGCAUCAUGUGGAAGUGAAAAUUUACAAUAUUUUGUGGAGAUUGAAUGUAUCAACGCAUUUAUCGAACUCAUGACGAGCAAGAUCAGAUACUCGCCUUUUUAUUGUGUCCGUAAUAUCAACGUUCUCACCAGGGACCGUCCUGGAUUGGUGUUUUUAAAGUUAUUAGAUCAAAAAAGCGAAAGACUUAGUGUGCAAGUAUUGGUCAAGAAACUCAUUCAAGUCAUGUAUGAGCAAUUUACCUUGGAAAAGAGAGAAUGUCUCUUGAUAUUUGCUAAUAUUUGUCAAUUUAUCAUCAGUGAAGACGCUUUAGAUGAAGAUUUUUAUGUCGAAAAAGUCUACAACUUGGCUCAGGAGUUGAAAAGUUAUUUAUUAGAAUUUGGGUUAUUCAAGGCAUUUGUUCAUUGCUUGAAAUUAAUGAACGGUACUCAAUUCAGAGCUGAGAUUGGUGACUGUGAAAAUAUGGACGAAAUGGAGAACCUGCCAAAAGAUCUCUAUUACAAGUACGGGAACGAUUAUGUAGACGCUACAAAAUUCAAUAAUGGUGUACAUCAAGAGGACUGUCUCAGUCGUGCGCAAUGUUAUAUUGGACGCACUCCCUUCGAGCAGGCUGCCAUGACUGAUUUUCAUCGAAGUUUGGCCAAAUCCAUCUACAAAUUUUCUCGUGUCAAAUUUAACAAAUCAAAAGCCGUUCCACACUUUUCAGAAUCUGCAUCUGAAUUUUGGACUCUCGCUUUACAAUUAUUGAAAAACACCACAGAUUAUGCCACUCAAUGCUACUUGAUGGGAGCUCUUUGUUCGUUCGACCAAAAUGGAUACUUUAAGGAAAUGGCACCACAAAUGAUUUGGAACCAUUUGAAAGGUUUGCCCUUGUUCAAUGAAUCUAAAAUGAAGGAUCGAGAUUCAAAGGUUGGGUGGAAAACGAAAUGUGGAAUAUUGCCAGAGGCAGGAUGGUUAGCAAACACAAGAUGGGUACAAUUGAAUGGGGAAUUAGAACCUGAAUAUCAUGAAUUUGAUUUAAGAUUGGAGCAUUUUUCGAAGAAUCUACGUCAAAUGGUGUCUCGAGUGGUCAGCAAUGAAGAUAUUGAACGCGAGGAAGAGGAGCAUGCCAAACAAGCUGCUACUUUGAACAAAGAAACUCUCCAAGAAGUAGACCAACCAAAGAAGACUUUUCACUCUUCAUCACUGAAAAAAUCAACCAACAUUACCUCUCGAACCCUGGGUUCUUCCUCACCGCUGUGUGAGGGCUGUGGAAAACAAGCGUCGAAAAGAUGUUCCCAAUGCCAUUCUGCAUACUUUUGUUCAGCCGAAUGUAUGAAGAAGUGUUGGCCAGAGCAUAAGAAAACGUGUGUGAAGAAGCAGUAG